Messenger RNA from Verruconis gallopava, 2253 nucleotides. RefSeq lists its product as uncharacterized. Gene Ontology annotation, molecular function: protein kinase binding; cyclin-dependent protein serine/threonine kinase regulator activity. Gene Ontology annotation, biological process: regulation of cyclin-dependent protein serine/threonine kinase activity. The transcript has 2 exons. The record is from RefSeq and is a predicted model, not a curated record. NCBI's taxonomy places the organism in Eukaryota, Fungi, Ascomycota, Dothideomycetes, Venturiales, Sympoventuriaceae. Gene Ontology annotation, cellular component: cyclin-dependent protein kinase holoenzyme complex; nucleus. The coding region runs from base 611 to 1747 and encodes 378 amino acids.
CUUCGCGCUGUGCUGGACGGUUGUUCUUGUUGCGCAGUCUCAUUGACGCCUUCAUCCAGCCCUCCACCCAGUUGGUCGUCACGGUCUACCAUCCAUUCAUCCAUUCAUCCAUUCGUCCGUCCACUCCUCCUCGUCCUGACCGUCGUUCAUCGCCUGUCAUUUUGGAUCUUGAGCGCUCGAGGCCAAUCUCCGGCGCCCCAAUUCACCCACCCUUCGGACCCUCCACAUCAGCCUAGCGCCUUCCCUACUAGGAUACUCACCGUCACGAUACCACCCACUCACGCCGUUGCCACGAUCGCACCUACUGGCGACUCUGCUAGUGCGCUUCUGUUGCUGACAGAUCCACCACCUUUCCCUUUUCCUGCCUAUCGCAGUCAUCCUCUUCGCCAUCACCAUCACCAUCACCAUCAUCGUCAUCUUCCUCGUCAUCCUCUGUGUCUCGUUGUGUCCCACGCCACCGUGUGUCCGGGCAUGUGCCUGCUACGAGGCCGUCGUCGUCACCGUCACCCCUCACACGUUCACCCUCGCGCGUGCCACAUGGCAUACAACGGACCAGGAAGCUCCUUCCGACAGUGAUUGACACUUUCCCACCGAGGCGACUUCCCAAACUAUGCCACUCGUGCUUGCGCGCGCUUCUCGCGUCGCAUACGUCACGCGCCUCGUCUCCUCCGCUUCGUCGCGAUCAGCGUCUACCCUUGCCGCCACCGCCGGUACAAGCAGUAGCACCACGCCCACCACGGCAAACGCUACCAACGCCACCACCCCGACCUCGAGCGACGAUACCAAUACCACCAUGAGUAGCGAGCAUACUACACCUCCUGAGCGCCCGCCUUCGCCGCCCAAUCCCUCGGAAGAUACCGGCCUAAUACCCAACAUAUCAUCCCCCGUCGACCAGAGUGCCAUACCCUCGCCGCCAAUAAACGGAGUAUGGGACGCUAAUGACAUUCUGCCGGAGACAGCUAUGAAAAUGCUGUGCCGUUUUGUACAGGCGCUAGCCAAUGCGAACGGGGAGAUUCCUCCCACUCCUCCAAUCAGACGCACGGCGAGCGGGAACAGAUUAGUUGAAUUGAAGACUACGGAAGCAGGAGGGAAGGAGAAUUCGCGCAGACAUCAUCGUCGAACAUCGAGCAGGCCUGCAACCCCCGUUCCGAGCGAUGAUAUCAAGGCGCCGAAUUUCCUCAAGGUAGAUGUUGGCUCCCCAGAGGCAACAGAGAAGGAGCCUGCGACGCCUGUGGUCGGCGCUGAUGCGGUUGAGGCACAUGCCGAGCUGCAAGCCAUUGCCCGGAAAUUCUUCUGCAGAGUGCCGCCACCGGUAACGCUUGAGCAGUAUUUUGCUCGCCUCCAAAGAUAUUGCCCCAUGAGCACUGCCGUCUGGCUGGCUGCAGGAACAUACAUAUUUCGCCUCAGCGUCGAGGAAAGAGUGGUUCCCUGCACUGCACGAACAAUGCACAGAUUGGUACUUGGGUGUUUGCGCGUGGCGAUGAAAGCAUUGGAAGAUCUCCGUUAUCCGCAAGACCGCUUCGCUGGCGUAGGCGGCGUCAAAGAUACGGAGCUACACCUGCUCGAGGUAGCCGUAUGUUAUUUGAUGGACUUCGACCUGCAGGUCAGUAACGAACAGCUGUACCGUAGGAUGCUGGCGUUUCAGCAGGCAGCAUUCCAGGCGAGCCUUAUCAGUAGGCAAAUCCCCGCAAGCGAAAUGAAAUUAAAGAUUCCGAUGAGGGUGAACGCGAGCGCGCAGACUGCAUGAUCGUUAAGCAUGGCUUCACUAUUGUCUGGCCGACACCCCACGAUCAGCGGUUGGUUAAGAACGCUCUUAUUUUGUUUCAUGAAUUUUUGUAUUUUCCAUCUCCUCGGCUACGAAGGUUUAGUGUCCCAUAUACAAGCGGGCGCGCUUUUCAGGAUCGGACCCGGCGGCAACGCUAUGAACGGUGUUUGUUUACCUGUGGAAUAUGAACUCUCGAAGCAUUUUAGCAUGGCGUCUGGCGUUCGAUACCACAUACAUCUCUAGGACUUGGACCGGAGAAAAGUUGCUGGUUGUCACUUAUCGGCACCGGUUUUUGAUGAGGCCCGUCUAGCUUUUUUUUCACGCCUCGCUCACGACAUGGAAUGCAGAAAUUUCGAGAACGGGGGCCUUGUCUAUUGUCUAUCACAAGAAGCUGCUGUCUGAUAUAUAUAUAUAUAUAUAUAUAUAUGUACUGCCCUUCAUCUCCCGAGGCUCUACGUAUAUAGGAGCCCAAUUAAUGAAAGACGGAG